UGGCCCAUGUAAAGACGUUCGCAAUGAAGUUGUGGUUUAUACUGUCGUUAUUUAUAAGCGGUUACGUCGCUUUGCCGGCGGUGAAUGACGUACCGUAUCAAAGAUAUUUAAACUUUCCCGAUGCGGAAGGAAUAAUUCACACAAUUGAUUUAGAAGCAAAACCGGACUUCGAGCUUUUAAAUGAAGUUGAAAAUGAUUCCGCGAACAACCUCUAUUUAUUAUUCACACGUGCUAACCCCACAAGUCCUCAAACGUUGGUCAUGGAUGACGCUGACUCAGUUACCGAAUCUAACUUCAACCCUGAACGUCCUACCGUCGUCAUCGUUCACGGAUGGCUCAACAAUCAAAAUACAGGACUAAAUGCAGUUAUACGAGAUGCACAUCUCGGAAAGGCGGAUUGCAACGUGAUCGUCGUAGACUGGGAGCGACUCGCCGGUUCUGAUUACGUCACAGCUUCGUUCGGCGUGCCAGCAGUAGGACAAGGCUUAGGGAAAUUUUUGGCAUUUUUGAACACCGUCACUGAGGCACCUUAUUCAUCUAUGCAUCUUGUUGGCUUCAGUCUUGGUGCCCACGUCGUGGGUAACGCUGGAAAGGAACUGGGAGGACAAGUUGCUCGUAUCACAGGGUUAGAUCCGUCUGGUCCACUUUGGACCAAUAACCAGAAUCGUUUGAACGCUUCCGACGCUGUCUAUGUAGAGGGUAUCCAUACUGAUGGCCCUUCUGGUGUCAACCCUACCCAUGGAUUCGGAAUUGGCAUUCCAAUCGGUACAGCUGACUUCUUCCCUAACGGAGGAACAUCCCAACCUGGUUGUUUAACCAGUAUUUGUGACCACAACAGAUCUUGGGAACUGUAUCGUGCUAGCGUUACCUACAAUCACCUGAUUGGACGGAAAUGCAUCAAUAUGCUGCAAAUGUUAAUGAACAUAUGCUGGGGAACUAAUUUCCAUAUGGGCAAUGACAACUUGAUAAAGUCGGAAUAUGGAAUAUUCCGCUUGGACACUGGAUGGAGAUAUCCGUAUUAAUUUACUAACAAACCAGUAUGACGAAAAAUAAAAAAAAAAAACAGCAACAAUAGAAUUUUGUGCUUUUAAAUUUUUGUGUAAUCCGAUAA
Molecule: messenger RNA, 1111 nt
Organism: Papilio polytes (common Mormon)
Lineage: Eukaryota; Metazoa; Arthropoda; Insecta; Lepidoptera; Papilionidae
Product: pancreatic lipase-related protein 2-like
Exons: 6
Coding region: 24-1022 (332 amino acids)
Biological process (GO): lipid metabolic process
Molecular function (GO): triacylglycerol lipase activity
Source: RefSeq, a predicted model, not a curated record